Messenger RNA from Calypte anna (Anna's hummingbird), 2071 nucleotides. Its product is annotated as regulator of cell cycle RGCC-like. Lineage: Eukaryota; Metazoa; Chordata; Aves; Apodiformes; Trochilidae. Bases 1306 to 1671 code for a protein of 121 amino acids. The record is from RefSeq and is a predicted model, not a curated record. Gene Ontology annotation, molecular function: protein kinase activator activity; protein kinase binding. The transcript has 5 exons. Gene Ontology annotation, biological process: regulation of cell cycle. Gene Ontology annotation, cellular component: cytoplasm.
CGAUGCACCCCAGGGGCUGUGGGUGCCCCCGGGAGCCCGGGCCCCAGGGGACAGGGGUUGAUGGAGGGGGUGAUGCAGCUCUGUAGCCGGGUGCUCCUCUCUUGCUCUGCCAGCAGCCAGCCCGUGGCUCUGCUCCUGUCCCUCACUGUCACAUCGUGUCACGGCUCCUCACAUCCCCUGACGGAAGGUCCUGCACCGCCCAGGGUCCAUGUUCCGUUGCAGAGGUCCCGUCCCGGGCCGGGCAGAGGCGGGAUGGGUGGGGAAGCGGCCCCGGGUGUGCUGAGAUAGCCCGGGGAGAGCCUCCCGGGAGCCGAUAAGCUCCGGGAGCAGUGGUGCUGUGGAGUCUGCCCAGCGGAUAAACUCGGGAUCCCCUGAGCCUGCUGAAGGUUCCUGAGCCCACCAGAACCCGCAGCACCGGAACCACCACCUCCCAGGAGGCUGCAGAGGGGAGAUCCCACGGGUGUUCACCCCGAGCGUGGCCAGGGAUGCUGAAGCACGAGGCAGCUCUUCGCUUGGACUUUCCCGAAACCCGAACCCUUCAGCACUUUGCUGCCCGAGCUGGGGGCUGGUCCGGCCCGGGGGCUCCGUUUGGCUACAGAAAACUCACAGAUCGCUGCAGGGUUUUGGGGACUGCUCGGUGCCACCUGGGGCUGCCCGAAGGGAUGGAUGCGACUGAAAACUCGGAGCGAGGGCAUCCUGGCACCACCCGCCCUGGGGUUCUGGCCACAGCCGAGUUUUUUUUUUUUUUCCUCCCUGUCUGCCCGGCGUGCACGAGGCUUUAUUCAUCACUUGUUUUAUUUCAGCCUCUCAAAGUGAACCCGUGCCCUCAGCCCGACGGGCUCUGGAGAACCCGGUUGCUUUUGGUGUGAUUCUUCUUUUUGGUUUUCUGGUUUUGAGCACCAACACCCCCCGAAAGCUCCCCCCUGGAGGGGUCUCACGGCCGGAAUCGAGCGCGGGGCCCCAGCGCCUCCAGCCGGUACAUCACCCACGUGCGAGUGGGUUUGUAGUCCCAGAAAACAUCCUUUUCCUUCCGUUUUUGUUGGUUUUUUUUACUCAAUUUCUCUUUCAGACCUCGCGAUGUCAAACCCGCCGUGGCGCCAAAUAAACGGCUCCGGUUUGAGGCCAAACGCGCGUUUAUCCGGGGUGUGUGUGUGUGUGUGUAUGUGGGGGGACACCUUAGGGGACACCCCAGGGAAGGACGAGCCCCAUGACCACACCCCCCCUUCCUCUCCCAUUCCCCCCCCUCGGUAAGACGGACGCGCCCGGCGGGAUCCGCUGCUGCCGCCCGGAGGUGCCGCCCCAGCCAUGGCCGAUGAGCUCAGUGCCCUCCUGCGGGAGUUUGACCAAGUGCUGGAGGACUUUGAGAGAGGCCCUGCCUGCCAGUACCAGCAGCACCUGGAGGAGCUGAAGAGGAAAGCAGCACCCAGCGUGUAUGACAGCGGCAUCGAGGAGCUGGAGAGCACCAGCACAUCCCCGGGCAGCAGCCUCAGCUCCAGCAAGGAGGACAUCAACACCCCCACCAACACUUCCCCCCCCAAAGCAAAGCUGGGAGACACGCAGGAGCUGGAGGAGUUCAUUGCAGACCUGGAUAAAGCCCUGGAGGGUAGAGAUGUGAGAUGUGGUUCUGGAGCAGAGUUUGGAGAGCAGGACCUGCAGCAGAUGCCUCCUUGAUGCACCCUCUGCUUCUGCAGCCCCCCCGGGCCCCCCCAGGACAGCAGUGCCAGCCCUGAGCCAGCCCUGUCCUGGUGGCCAAGGGCUGGGAUGGUGCUGGAGCCCAGGCUCUGUCCAGCCCGGGGGUUGGCAGUGACUGAGGGGCUGGGGGGGGGUUUUGAGGGGGAUUUCUCUGCCUCUGCUGAAGCCAGAGGAGCAGCCGGGGUGGUUUGGGGGAGGUUUCCUUGCAGCACAUCCCUGAGACCUCGGGGUUCCUGCUCGGUGAAGCCUCUUCCCAUCCUUGGCUUUGCAGGGGUGGCCCCAAAUGUGCCCCCCCUGCCCCACUCCUGCUGCUGUAAAUCCUGUACAGAGGCUCCUGGUGCUGUACAGGUGGGGUUCUGGGAACAGGACCUGAAGGCUC